Molecule: messenger RNA, 2589 nt
Organism: Cryptomeria japonica (Japanese cedar)
Lineage: Eukaryota; Viridiplantae; Streptophyta; Pinopsida; Cupressales; Cupressaceae
Exons: 4
Coding region: 599-2230 (543 amino acids)
Source: RefSeq, a predicted model, not a curated record
AAGAAUUUUUCUUAUACCUUCAAUUGACGCUUUCCGAGAUGGCCCAUAAAAACUGGAAAUACAAGAAGAAUGACUAAGAAACAUGUAGAUCGACCCCCAAACGUUGGGCAAACACAAAUUGCGUGACAAAAACAAGUUACCCAGAUUUAGCUUGUGAUCUGCCCAGGAAUUGGGAUAUCCCUAAAUUUUCCACACCCACAUCAAAAUUCUUUGCCUACAAUUCAUUCCAGUGUUUUCAAGGGAGCUCUCUCUUGUGGGCACAAGGAGUCUCCUCAGUAUGAAGCCUAUUUCCAUUUUUCCAAAUCCAUGGCCAAGAAAGUCUUAUGAAAAAAUGGACUAAAACCUAUCAUAUAAAUCGCUUUUUACUUAUUUGGGCUUCUGAGGAUUACCAUGUAUCCCAUAUUACAUUUGCGUACGUUGGCGGAAUAUCAUCGACAUUUUAGAUAUAAAUGCCAGAUGGGGUAGUGCUUUUUCUCUUUAAUGGUGACGGAAAUAGGGUAAAUGCAAGGGAUUGCAGAAUUUCACUAUAUUGCCCUAUGAACGGCAAUGGUGUCCGCAGCAAUUUCUCUGGAUUCGGGACACCAAGCAUCUAAGGGCCAUGCCAUUUUUGAAAAUGGGUACUCAUCCUUCCAUUCAAAUUCUUCAUUUUAAUCAUUCGUUUGGUUUUGCUGAUCUGCGUGUCCGUAAUCACUUUGACCACAUCGACUCAUUAGCGAAAACCAUGUCGAAUGCUUGCACAAACAAGGCUGUUGGUUUAUCUCAGAAUGUUAACACAACCAAUGUCAACUGCAAUCUGCAUCCUAUGUAUCAGAAACUGGUUUGUCAUUGUCCGAAAACACCUUAUUUUUGCAACCAAAACUCACAUUCUUCACUCAUUUGCCAUAAAAGUAGCCCUUUUUAUCUCAAAAGAAGUUUGUUUUGUGCUCAGGCAACUAAUUUUCGCCUCUAUUCUACCCUAACUUCUGAGGUUAUUUCGUGCUCACAAUUUGUGUCCAUUAAUUCUGAGAUUUCAUCAUUUUUGAAAAGAAUCCCUCGAAUUUUUUUAAUCCGCCAGUAUCAGCAUCCAUGUCGAUGGUUGAAACAUACCCAAUUAUUAUCUAACUCUCGGGCUAGAAGAAGUAAUUCUUCAUACCUUAGACGGCAUAUCCUGUAUUCUUUCCACUUACAGAGCCCCAAUUUUUCGCCCUCGUCAAAAUUAAGUCCUCUGGUUUCUAUAUGGUCAUCUAUGAUUUCAUCCUCCGUGCUCUCUUCUUCAGUAUCAAGCCACAUUUUUUCUUCUUCAUCCUCUCCGUAUACCAUAGAAAGCAAGGGUUUACAUACGUGGCGUUGGCUUAGUGGAGAUGACAAUAGUGAGAAGGAAAAUAAAAUUUCAUCUGACAAGAAACCCGUGAUGGCUGUUGUUUUACUUGGGUGGCUUGGCUCCCAACAGAAGCAUCUGAGAAAGUAUGCUGACUGGUACAAUGCUAGAGGUUUCCAUGCCGUGACCUUUGUUAUCCCAACGAAUGAUCUUCUGAGUUUCAAACCUGGUGAAAAGGCCGAGCACCACAUAGAGAAUUUUGCUCAGGAAUUGGCCUCUUGGAUGUCUGGAAAAGAAGAUGAUGGCAGAGAGAGGCAUGUUAUGUUUCAUAUAUUCAGUAAUACAGGAUGGCUCUCGUAUGGUGUUAUAUUGGAGAAGUUUCUGAUGCUGGGUGAUUUCUAUGAUAAGAUCAAAGGCUGUGUCAUUGAUUCAGCUCCAGAGCCAGAGCCAAAUCCUCAGGUUUGGGCAUUAGGAUUUUCAGCUGCAUUGUUGAAGAAGCCUAAUCGUCUUAUGCAUUUGACAAGUGAGAAUGGUGUUGAAAAUUCACCAAAAAAUGAUUCCAAUGUAAUAAAGUCAACAGAACAGACUGAUCCACCUUUGAGUGAAGUGGCACUUUUAGCGAUAUUAGAGAAAUUCUUCUCAGUUGUACUUAAGCUUUCUUAUGUUGAAAGGAGGCUGGCAGAAGUCACCUCUAUCCUCUCCAAGAAUCAGCCACCAUGUCCGCAAUUGUAUAUAUAUAGCAGUGCAGACAAAGUGAUACCGGCAGAAUCAGUUGAGUCCUUUAUCAAGGGGCAGAGGAAAGAAGGAAGAACGGUCAUAGCCUAUGACAUGAAGACCACACCACAUGUUGACCAUUUCCGAAGUUUCCCCCAUAUUUAUACUGAACAAUUACACAAUUUUAUUGAAGUGUGUUCUCAGGUUGUCAGUCAGUAAGUACAUUUGCAAGGUCCAGCUUUUAGGCUGCUAUGAGGAUCGCAUGGGCAUAAUUAUCUUUUGGUACAUUUGCAAGGUCCAGCUUUUAGGCUGCUAUGAGGAUCGCAUGGGCAUAAUUAUCUCUUGUCUUGGGUAACAAAUUCAAUCUGAGGAUACUCUUCAACAUGAUAUUUCCAGACAUCAUAUAAUGUGAAACCCUGUUUCCAAAACCCACCGUAUAAAUAAUUUCAUCCUGUCCUCAUGUCAUAGCACUCGUGAUCAUUUUGUUCAUUGUUAGCUGAAGCGGUUAUACAGGAUGUCAUCCCAAAGAAUGGUUAGUAAUUAAUGUGAAUGCCUUGCAUGGAUUUUUAUGGGUGAAA